This is a messenger RNA of Penicillium malachiteum, 402 nucleotides long. RefSeq lists its product as uncharacterized. Lineage: Eukaryota; Fungi; Ascomycota; Eurotiomycetes; Eurotiales; Aspergillaceae. The record is from RefSeq and is a predicted model, not a curated record. The transcript is spliced from 2 exons. The coding region runs from base 1 to 402 and encodes 133 amino acids.
AUGAAAAUCGGCCAGCAAGAACAUUCCUUUACUUUCGGUUCAUCAUCACAUAUUUUUUCAUGGAAAGACAUGGAAAGGACACUUCAUUUUCCAGGAGACUACCUAAGAAAGUCCACGUUGAGAACAUUGGCCAGAAAUAUAUCUGGGUAUGACCUACCUCCGUCGCGGAUAGACUCGAAUACUUUCCCUGAUGAAGACUAUGCGGCGGAGACAGCCAACUCUGCGUGGCAGGAGGUUGGAGCUGAGAUUAAGGGUACUCAGAAGCCUCUGGACCGGGCAGAUAUCAUCUCCCGUGUUUUUCAGCAGAAGAAGCAGCAGCUCUUUCGCAAAGUCCAGGAGAAGGAGAUUUCGAGACGUGCACUGGUCGGUUCUCAACCAUUGAGUGCCAGAAGCGUACCCUGA